GAGGGAAAUGAUAUCAAGUGUCUGAAAAGAACUUAUUUUGUAGAUUUUUCCAAGCUUGCAUUGCAUAUUAUUUUCAUUUGUGCAUGAAAUAGUUUUUAAACGAGUUCAAGGAAAUUGAAGGGAAAUUUCCUGAACGUAAAUAUUGUGGAUUGUUUUUGUUGCAAUACAUGUAUAAGUAUUCAAAGCUUGAAGUUUCUUACAAUAUUACCAAAAAUUUAUUUGAUAAUGGAUUACUGCAUUAUCAUUGCUCUGUUAUCAAAUGGGAUUGGACUGUUUGCAAAUACUACAGGAGUUUGUUCAAAUGACAGCGAACCCUUGAUAUGCUGUGAAAACUACCGCAAAGUUGGCGAAGCUUGCAAGGAAUGUUGGCCAGGAACGCAUGCUGUUAACUGCAUUCCAUGCCCUCCUAAUUUUUAUGGAAAGCUUUGUAGAGAAUCAUGUAAUAACUGUACACCAUGUUACCCCUCUACUGGGUGUGCUCCAAAUGAAAGUCAUGAUGAGAAUAUUACAUACAAUGCUGCUGAUACAUCGACAAGGACCCACGUACAUUUCUUCAACCAAGGCAAUGUUUGGUUAGCUUUAUCGGUGACUAUAGCCUGCAGUGUUGGUUUUACAGUUUUUAUGCUUAUAUAUUGUAAACUAAGGAAGCGCACAUCAAAACGCUGCCAAGAUAGUCAAGAUUCAGAAAAACCAUCUCCAGAGAUACAGAUGAGUAACCCAACUAGCUGUUUAACACGAGAAAAUAAACCAGGGUUACGCUUGCAAAACAAAUAUGAUUCAAAUAUCAAUAACGGUCAAUUUGAAGACUUUGGACCUUAUGAUACAUUAAAUUUGAAAAUCAGACUCUGGAAAAGCUUAGAAUGUUAGAAUGCGAGUGUCACGACAUCCAUACUCAGUAAUCGCCAACGUUUCUACAUUUUAAGCGAGAAUGAGACAAAAAAGAACAACUCUCGAAGAUCUUUUACUGAGGAAGAUACGUUAAAAUAUUGCUAUUUCAGUUUAUUGUGGAACUAGCCGAGAUGUUUGUGACUUCUGUUUCGUCGCACAUGGCGUCAAACUAACGCACAUGCAUCUCCCUAUAAAUUAUUUUAUUAUUUCCUUCCUUCUACAAUUAUAUAUAAUAAAGUCCCUAAAAUUGUUUGCAAGAGCCCUUCGCCAUCAAGAAUGUUGAUUGACAAUUUUCAUAAACAUUGAUUAAUGUCAUAUUCGCAACAAAUGUUAUGUCUUCUAAUGUUUAUAGGCAAGAUCACCGCAUCUUGUUUUUGCUAAUUUGGUAAAAGUCAAAUAAAACACUUCCAUGGAGAUGAAAAAUUUGAUUUAUUAACAUGACGGUAUAAAUGUGAAACCCUUAACAAACAAGAAGGCGAGCAGAUUCACAAGCUUUGCUCAUCAGUUACGUAAAAUAUGAUA
Molecule: messenger RNA, 1410 nt
Organism: Saccostrea cuccullata (small rock oyster)
Lineage: Eukaryota; Metazoa; Mollusca; Bivalvia; Ostreida; Ostreidae
Exons: 6
Coding region: 226-867 (213 amino acids)
Source: RefSeq, a predicted model, not a curated record